CUUUUUUUUCCGUCCCGGCAUUUUGUCUCGGGCAACUAGUAGAAGAAUGUCCGACUCAGAGGUUAAAACUACCAGUGAUGGAAGACAAGAAAACAGUGACAGUAAUUUAAUAGUUAAUUACCUGCCGUGUGACAUGCUUGAAGGAGAAUUAAAAAUUUUGUUCGAUCCUUGUGGCAAAGUUGAAGCUGUAAAAAUAAUACGUAAUAGACAGACACAGGAGUCGAUGGGUUAUGGAUUUAUAAAGAUGUCUAAUUAUGAAGAAGCCCUUAAAGCUGUUAAUGAUUUAACUGGCUUGAAAAUACGUGACAAGACACUGAAAGUUAGUUUUGCUCGUAAAAAUUCAAAGGAUAUUAAAAAUACGAACUUAUAUAUCCAAAAUUUACCGAAAAAAUUUUGAAAAAGAGAAUCUGGAAAACUUAUUUUCUACUUUUGGGACCAUUAUCGAGUGCAAAGUUUUAGUUGAUCACAAAACAAAGGAAAAAAAGGGAAUUGGUUUCGUAAGAUUUGGCCUAAAAAGUGAGGCGGACCAUGCCUUGCGAGCCAUGAAUGGCUACCAGCCUUCUGGGGCCACUUCCUGCAUUAAAGUUAAAAUAGCGGAGGACUUUGCUCUUAAGGCCCAAAGGCGACAGAAGGCUGCGGCUGCCACAAUGAUGACUGGAAAUCGUUAUAACCCCUACGGGGUUAUGGUUAAACCAAAUGUUCCUGCUUUUAACCAGCCACCGGUGGGCAUGUACGGUUUUGAGCCUUUUACGCCGCCCGGCCCUUUUGGCCAGAUGGGUUUAAACCCAGCAAUUCCACAGAAUAUGUGUAUGAUCGGUGGCUUAGGCGGUAUUGGAGGUGUUGCAAAUAGCGUUGGAGGGCUUGGUCUUCCUCCUCAGGCGUACUCUAUUCCACUGCCGCCUACCAGAUCCGGCCCCUUAUGGUGUCUUUUUGUUUAUAACAUUGGCAAAGAAGCAGAUGAAAAGUUUUUGUAUGAUUUGUUUUCUCCUUUUGGCCACGUUACUUCCGUCAAGGUUAUACGCGAUGACAACAAACAGUGCAAAGGCUACGGCUUUGUCAACAUGGAGGACUAUAACCGCGCUUUAUUGGCAGUCCAGUCACUCAAUGGUUACCGCGUGGGCGAUAAAUUUUUGCAAGUCAGCUUUAAGCAGAAUAAGGAAAAGACUUCUCGUCCAUAAUUUUCUUGACUUGUAAAGUAUCUGUCUGAAGUAGAAGGAGUUAAUAAUUUUCAUUAUUAUAAUUAUGGGCUCCGGCGCAUUAUUUUCAUUUUUUU
Zophobas morio is the source of this 1273-nucleotide messenger RNA. RefSeq names its product ELAV-like protein 1. Bases 543 to 1178 code for a protein of 211 amino acids. The transcript has 2 exons. Lineage: Eukaryota; Metazoa; Arthropoda; Insecta; Coleoptera; Tenebrionidae. The record is from RefSeq and is a predicted model, not a curated record. Gene Ontology annotation, molecular function: RNA binding.